This is a messenger RNA of Planococcus citri (citrus mealybug), 1917 nucleotides long. Its product is annotated as serine protease inhibitor 42Dd-like. NCBI's taxonomy places the organism in Eukaryota, Metazoa, Arthropoda, Insecta, Hemiptera, Pseudococcidae. The record is from RefSeq and is a predicted model, not a curated record. Gene Ontology annotation, molecular function: serine-type endopeptidase inhibitor activity. The transcript has 7 exons. Bases 330 to 1526 code for a protein of 398 amino acids.
UCACUUGAAUGUAACUAUUGAACUACGGAAACCUUGGAACAACGAACGUGAUUGGGUGGCGGUUUCAUUGGAAUCAACCAAUUAAAAUAAUACAAACACAAAUACCUAUUCCAGAUUACCCACAUUCCCUUCCCUUCAAGAAAUAACUUCUUGGAAGUUAGAACUCUAUUCGAUUCUUCUUUUGGCAGUAGCAGUAAACAGUCAUUUCAGAGGACUAUUGCUAAUUUUGUUCUUAUUUCAUUAUUUCUACUUUUCUCGGUGUUGAUGUGUUGAUUACUUUCUCCGAAUUAUUGAAUCGAAUAAAAACUAUUUAAACUUCUUGUUUGAAAAUGGAUUCGGUAAAGAAAGAAAGUUCACUUUCAGAUCAUGGACAUAUUCUUCAGAAGUUAUUGCUAUCAAACCAUAAAUUGGCGCUCGACAUCUACAAGCAGCUGCUAAUUCACGAUGGUCCCGAGCGUUCUGGAAAUUUAAUUUUCUCUCCUAUCAGCCUGCAAAUUGCUCUGUUAAUGCUACUCAGUGGUGCGAAUGGAAAGACGGCAGAGGAACUCAAGACUGGGUUAAAUUUAAGAACUGAAGAAAAAGACGAACUCCUUCUGGGAACGAAACUCUUAUUGGAAAGCUUACAGAAUUCAUGUUUGAAAGUGGCGUCUAAGAUGUUUGUCGCUAAUAAAUUUCCGGUGAAGAAAUCAUAUGAGCAAUUGGUAAAGAACUAUUUUGAGCCCAUCUAUCGAAACGUCAAGUUUGCCAAAUUUCCGACUGAAACGGCAGAUUUUAUUAAUUCGUGGGUAUCUGAGAAAACAAAUAAUUUAAUUACUGACGUAAUUUCUCCUCGUGAUCUGGAUGAGUAUACUGUAAUGAUACUCUUGAAUGCUGUGUACUUCAAAGCAGAGUGGUCUCGCAAAUUUGGUUCUAUGUUAACAGAGAACGAAUCGUUUCAUGUGUCCCCUGACAAGUGUAUUGACAUUGCUAUGAUGACAAACCCCUACGAGUAUUUGGGAUAUUCGAAGCAAAAAUCGUUCGGAAUUCUUGAAAUUCCUUACAAGGACGGAAAGGAUUUGCGUUUCUUUGUUUUUCUACCUGAUGAAAUCAAUGGAUUGGCUCAAGUCGAAAAUACCUUAUUUGAAACUGAAUUCCAAGAAAUGCUCCGCGAAGUAAAACGUACUUUGGUAAGCUUGAAGUUACCCAAAAUGAAAAUUGAAGAAUCAGUCAACGUAAAACGCAUUUUAGGAAAACUUGGUAUGAAAGUGAUGUUCAACCCAUAUUGUGCGGACUUUUUUGAUAUGUUCUCUCGUGAAGAGGUUGAGGACGUUUUAUAUGUGGACGAUCUCUUCCACAAAGCUGUCCUGAAGGUUAAUGAAGAUGGAACCGAAGCAGCUGGUCUUACUUAUGGACAAUUGCGUGGCGGUGCUGAUUGUGCGCCAACAGACAUGGUAGACUUUCAUGUCAAUCGGCCAUUUAUUUUCAUGAUUUUACAAAAAGAUUCAAUCCUAUUCAUGGGCAGAGUUAUUAAUCCUCAGAAAUACUAAUCUCCAGUAAUUUCAACACGGUUAUUUCAAAAUUCAUAAGCUGUAGGCAAUAAGCAUAAUAAUAUUAUUAUAAGAAUUAUUAAUCAUCAUUUUUUUCUUUUUAUUACGUGUUUUUACUCAUUUUCCACGAAGCUACUCGAAAGUGAAAUUCGAAAUGGAUAGAGCAUAUAACACUGAAGUAUGCGUAUCUACGGUCUCUGCUCCCGUUCAAAAAUAAUUUGUUAUUUAGUGUUCUCAAAGUUGAGUUUCCUCGAUAUCGAGUUGAUGAGAUAACGUUUGAAUUUUCCAUUGUACUUUUAAGUAGUUGAGUAUGUAUUAUUUUAUUCAUUGUGCUUCGCUAUUUUUGUAUUUACUUGAUCAGAGAAGAAUAAAAUAUUGACGUAUUUUACGA